GAAUAUUGUGUCCAACGCGCAGUUCUCAGCGCUGAACGUGCGGCGCGGCGGAUUUGUAGAUUUUUUUCUUGCAAAUGUUUUUCAUUGCCAAGGUUAGGUCAACGUCACAGAAUAAUCAUAGUGUUUAGGCUGUCCCAUGUAAUAUUGUGUCCGUUUCCCAUCGCAUCGUCAGCUGAUGCGCUGAUUAUUGCACCACAUUGUCGUCGGCGAUAACCGGUAUAUUUGUUUCCUUCUGCCAUUAGCGGCCAGCACGCGACGGUGUAAUAUUCAAAGAGGUGUUUUGUGUGUUAUUCGCCGCGGUUCGUCCGACCAUGGAAGAACAAUGGAAAAAAAUCACCAUCAUGACCACCGUGUACGCGUUCGCCCUGGAGAUACGACCUUUGGAUCCUUUUCUGGCCGCAUACUUGACCGGGCCCGACAUAAAAAUGUCACUGCAAGAGGUGACGGAUCGUUUGACGCCUUUUAGAGUGUACUCGUCGGUGAUCGGCACGGGUCUGGGCUUUUUCCUGACCGACUAUUUACGCUACAAACCGGUGAUGGUGUUCAACGGAAUUAUCGGCGUGUUGGCCUACGUCAACUUCAUCGGUUCGCCCGACAUGGUUCAGCUAUUGAUCGCCAGCAAUUGCUUGUCGCUGUUCCUGAGCGUCGAGAUAACUUACUUCAGUUAUUUGUACGCACAAAUCAGCAACAAAAACCACUAUCAGCUGGCCACGGGAUACGCCAAGGCGGGCUGUCUGAGCGGCGCUUGCAUUUCCGGUCUCGUCGGUCAACUGAUUGUCUUCAGCGGCAACGGCAACUACACCGCCCUGCCGUACAUAAGCCUGGCCGCAAUGGCCGUCGCGUUAGUUUGGGCUUGCUUUUUGCCGCCCGUCGAGUACAGCAACUACUUCAACUUGGCCGACGACGAGCCCGUGAUCACGUCCAAGACGGCCCUAUACGAUGCCAGUAUAACCAAUUACACGGAAUCGUCAUCGGCUGAUAAACAAGAACACCGCCGUUUAGCAGCAAGUCCGUUUAAACGUAUAUACCACGACUUCAGAGUGUCGUACCGCGAUCCUGCCGUGUUGAAAUGGUCCAUUUGGUACACGCUGGCUUUGGCCAUUUUCAUAGAGAUCACGUUGAACAUCAACAUUUUGUUUUCUUACUUGGCGGACAUGCGCGGAAACCGCACGCCUCUGCUGAACGGACUGGUCGUCUCCGUUGCUACUAUGUGCGGAGCCCUGUCGACCUAUUCGAUCGGCCAGACCACCGCGGUGGACUGGAACGUUUGGGGCGACUUGUUUUUCGGAUGCGGCUCCAUCGCGCUGGGAGUGCUGACGGGCCUGUGCUACUUCUCAAGCGACACUUACGCGUACUUCAUGUACAUCUCCUACUACGCCCUGGCCCAGACCAUGUUCGUGAUAGCCAUAUCGGAAAUUGCCAAACGGAUGAAGGCGACUUGUUACGGUCUGGUGUUGGGAUUCAACGCUUUCGCGGCUCUCUGUUUGGCCGCAUGUUUUUCCAUGUUCGUCAUCCAAAUGAACGUUUUCGACACGACCACGCCGGGACAGUUCCUAUUCUACGGAGGAACGUACUUGACCCUCGGUAUAAUAUUUCUCGGCGUUUGUGUUUUGAAGAUGUUUCAAAUCCUCGACUAAUAUGGGGAUCUAUCUAUCCCAGUGACGUCGUGGACUUGUCAAAAGAAGCAUAACUUCUUAACGAGUCUUCCAGCAGACAGACAACUGAUAAUCGACGAUUUUACAGCAACGGAGCGGUUAUUUUCUUAAUUUUUUUUUUUUUUUAAUGAGAAAACAAGUUCAAUUGUUAUGCGUUAUUUUACCGAUUCUUGUUGAAAUUAACUGCAUACUUGAUUGGCUUGCAAAACUUAUUUUUGUAGUUUUUGGCUCGUGAAUAUAUUUUAUCUUAACUUUAAAGUUGUUUUGCUGGUAUAAGGCUACACGGGUCUAUAGCGCAGUUUGUUUGCUACACAUAAGUUUAAAUGUCAACAGUCGCAUUGUCACUUUCAAUAGACUUAGGCACAAGGAUUUGUUCACCCAAACAG
Molecule: messenger RNA, 2041 nt
Organism: Adelges cooleyi (spruce gall adelgid)
Lineage: Eukaryota; Metazoa; Arthropoda; Insecta; Hemiptera; Adelgidae
Product: thiamine transporter 2-like
Exons: 9
Coding region: 312-1637 (441 amino acids)
Biological process (GO): vitamin transport; transmembrane transport
Cellular component (GO): plasma membrane
Molecular function (GO): vitamin transmembrane transporter activity
Source: RefSeq, a predicted model, not a curated record